AUGACACCAUACCAGCCCCCGAGUUCAGUUCCAAACUUGGGAGACGAGCAUUUUUCCAGCCAAUUCGGUAUCAGCAGCCUGUUCAGCUCUCUGAAGGUGGUCCGUUUGUUGCGUUUGGGCCGGGUGGCCCGGAAACUGGACCACUACCUGGAGUAUGGAGCUGCUGUUCUAGUUCUCCUGGUCUGCGUCUUUGGACUGGUGGCCCACUGGCUAGCCUGCAUCUGGUACAGCAUCGGAGACUACGAGGUCAUCGACGAGGCCACCAACACCAUUAAGAUGGACAGCUGGCUGUACCAGUUGGCCAUCAACAUCGGGUCGCCGUACCGCUACAACGCCAGCGGUUCUGGCCAAUGGGAGGGCGGUCCCGGCAAGGAUUCUCUGUACAUCACCUCGCUUUACUUCACCAUGACCAGCUUGACCACCAUCGGCUUCGGGAACAUCGCUCCCACCACAGAUGGGGAGAAGAUCUUCUCGGUGGCUAUGAUGAUGGUGGGAUCUCUGCUCUACGCCACCAUCUUCGGCAACGUGACCACCAUCUUCCAGCAGAUGUACGCCAACACCAACCGCUACCACGAGAUGCUCAACAACGUGCGCGACUUCCUCAAGCUCUACCAGGUGCCCAAGGGCCUGAGCGAGCGCGUCAUGGACUACAUCGUCUCCACGUGGUCCAUGUCCAAAGGCAUCGACACGGAAAAGGUGCUCUCCAUCUGUCCCAAGGACAUGCGGGCUGACAUCUGUGUCCACCUCAACCGCAAGGUGUUCAACGAGCACCCGGCCUUCCGGCUGGCGAGCGACGGCUGCCUGCGCUCCCUGGCGGUGGAGUUCCAGACCACGCACUGUGCCCCGGGCGACCUCAUCUUCCACGCCGGCGAGAGCGUGGACACUCUGUGUUUCGUGGUGUCCGGGUCGCUGGAGGUCAUCCAAGACGACGAGGUCAUCGCCAUCUUAGGUAAAGGCGACGUGUUCGGCGACGUCUUCUGGAAGGAAACCACGCUGGCCCACGCCUGCGCCAACGUGCGGGCGCUGACGUACUGCGACCUGCACGUCAUCAAGAGGGAGGCGCUGCUCAAGGUGUUGGACUUCUACACGGCCUUCGCCAACUCCUUCUCCAGGAACCUCAUCCUCACCUGCAACCUGCGCAAGAGGAUCAUCUUCCGAAAGAUCAGCGAGGUGAAAAAGGAGGAGGAGGAGCGCCAGCGAGCCAAGAACGAGGUGCAGCUCACCAUCCCUCAGGACCAUCCCGUCCGCAAGCUCUUCCAGAAGUUCAAACAGCAGAAAGAGCUGCGGAACCAGGGCGGCGGCGCCUCCUCGCAGUCGGACGUGGACAAGAACCAGCACCUGCACGCUCACGGCCUGCAGCUGGGCCACUCCAGCCUGCAGCGAGCGCACCUGCAAAACGGAGCUCCGCCCAGCAGCAGCGUGCUCACCGUGUCUCAGGUGGUCUACAGCGAGACCCCCGCCAAACAGAACGACGCGCUGGACCUGCGGCCUGCUGAGCAGAGCGUCAGCUUAAAGGUGUGCACCAGCCCUACGCCGGCGCACACAACGCUCAGGACCAGCAGCUGGAUGCGUCUGAAAAGCAACGUGGCGCCCCCUGAGGCACGCCAUCUUGACGGGCUGAACAACAAGGCUGUUUCCGUGGAGAUGCUCUCCCAGGAGGUCAAGGUUCAGGAGAGAGGGCAGGGUGGUGAUAUUGAGGAAGGGGGCCUGUCCGGCGCCAACCCGCUACGUAAGACAGACUCGUGCGACAGCGGCAUCACCAAAAGCGAGCUGCGCAUUGACCGGGCCGGAGAGGCGCGCACCCCCGCAGCCACCACCCCUUUCCUGCACAGUCCGCCCUCUGCGACAUCCCCUCACCCCUUCUGCCCCAUCCCCGAGCAAGCCUUGCAGGCGGCGUUGCAUGAGACUCGGCUGGAGCUCAGGGAGGACAUCCACAGUGUGUGCGGCCGCCUGGGGGCGUUGGAGGGUCAAGUGGCCGAGAUCAUCACACUUCUGUCGGACAAGCGGCGGUCGUCUAUGACGCCGCCAAUCGCUCCGGCCCCCACCCCCAAGACCAAAAUACAGCGGCAGGACAUUUUUACGGUUUCCAGGCCCGUCUCGCCUGACUCUGCAGACAGCUGA
Molecule: messenger RNA, 2121 nt
Organism: Entelurus aequoreus (snake pipefish)
Lineage: Eukaryota; Metazoa; Chordata; Actinopteri; Syngnathiformes; Syngnathidae
Product: potassium voltage-gated channel subfamily H member 5-like
Exons: 8
Coding region: 1-2121 (706 amino acids)
Biological process (GO): potassium ion transmembrane transport; regulation of membrane potential
Cellular component (GO): membrane
Molecular function (GO): voltage-gated potassium channel activity
Source: RefSeq, a predicted model, not a curated record